Molecule: messenger RNA, 1273 nt
Organism: Caenorhabditis sp. 36 PRJEB53466
Lineage: Eukaryota; Metazoa; Nematoda; Chromadorea; Rhabditida; Rhabditidae
Source: the annotation of a GenBank genome assembly
AUGAGCGAAGCUAGCAGCGAAUUCUACUAUCCGCUCUACUCGGCGCUCGGCUAUUUCGCCUUUGUGUUUGGCGUCGGCGAAAUCUCCCGAAUUGUGAGUUAAUCGAAUGUUUUCACGUUUUUACAUCUAUACACGUCUAGAAGACGUAUUUUUCCACGUUUUUCGGGCGGAAAUCGAGUGUUUCGUGGUAGAUUUAUUUGUUUUCGUGGCAAGACGCUUCGCAAAAUUUUGCCCAAUGCGCCUUUAAAGUAUUUUUCGCUUUCUGAGUAAAAAAACGCGGAUCUUUCAAUGAUUUCUUUGCAAAUUUUGACAAUAAUUACGCCCAAGACGAUUGUUACAAUUUUGCAGCUCGCCGCCAAGUACACGAAAGGAAACGCGCAGCUGUUUCUCUAUGAGCUCAUCGGAACCAUCCAAAUGUGCACGUGCGUCUAUGAAAAUGGUACCAAUCAGUUUUUCCACACGUUCUCCUAACCUUUUCGCCCUUUUCCAGGCGUGAUCUUCAAAAACUACGGUUUUCCGGCGAUCUUGUGUGCGUGGGCCUUCUGCUGACCGCCGGCGGCCUGUUCAACCGCGGAGCCCUCACGAAUUGCGCUCCGAUCAUCGAGCAGUACUACUACAACAACUGCAGCUCGACGAAGCUGCUCACCGUGCUCACCGCCCAGCUCAUCGGCGCCACGUUCGCCUCAAAGUUCGCGUACGCCAUCUGGAAUCUGACGGCCGCCUACUCGACGGCGCACUUUGAGAAUGCCGCGCAACUCGAUUGCGUUCUGCAGUAUAAGGUGAGUUCAGGCUUCGAAAACCCGAAAAAACUAAAUAUCUGCAGCAAUCCGCGGGAGUCGUCAUCGGAUUCGAGAUCGCCGGAGCGUUCCUGGUUCGAGUCGUCGUCGCCUACCUGGCCGCGCGUCCGUCGCUCGCCAAGACCAUCCCAUUCGCAAUUUCGCUCUACCUUACCGCCGGUCAGUGUUCGACUUUCCUCAACUGAAUUCCCAACAUCCCAUUUCAGCGCUGUACAUCGUCGGAGUGCCGGGCCUCAAUCCGAUUGUGGCGACCGCCCGUCUCUACGGCUGCCAGGGAAUCGACAAUCACUCGUUCCUCGUCCUCUACUGGGUCAGUGUCUAGCACUUGCUUAUUGAUUACAAAACGUUUGCAGAUCUGCCCGAUCGUCGGCUGGAUCCUUGGAUCGCACUUUGUCGGCACCGCCGGUCCCGUCAAAAAAUCGUCGAAAGAGGCGAAGGCGGAGAAGAAGCUGAAGGCGGCUAAGAAGGCCAACUAA